AGUGUGAGUGCGUGCAGAGAGGCUCAGAGUCUGACUCACCUGUGUGAUGCGUACAGGUGUGGCAGGCGGGGAAGCGUCAGGCGUCCAGAGCCUUCAACCUGUACGCCAACAUCGACAUCCUGCGGCCGUACUUUGACGUGGAGCCGGUGCAGGUCCGCAGCAGGCUGAUCGAGUCCAUGAUACCUGUCCGCAUGAUCAACUUCCCCCAGAAGAUCGCCGGCGAGCUGUACGGCCCUCUGAUGCUCGUCUUCACUCUGGUGGCGAUCCUGCUGCACGGGAUGAAGACGUCCGGGACCGUCAUCAGGGAGGGGACCCUGAUGGGAACAGCCAUAGGAACGUGUUUCGGUUACUGGCUCGGCGUUUCCUCCUUCAUCUACUUCCUGGCGUACCUGGUCAACGCUCAGAUCACCAUGCUGCAGACGCUGUCCCUGCUGGUACCACACACACACACAAUA
Plectropomus leopardus (leopard coralgrouper) is the source of this 455-nucleotide messenger RNA. The record is from RefSeq and is a predicted model, not a curated record. NCBI's taxonomy places the organism in Eukaryota, Metazoa, Chordata, Actinopteri, Perciformes, Serranidae.